AUGGACCCCCAGGCGCAAGCUGCAGCUGUACAGCUCCUUUAUGAAGCGUUCGGAGAAGCGACGAAAGCAGCAUAUUCGAAAGGUCGGGGCCUAGUUGGUCAGCGUGUUCUAGGCGUGCUUAUUCACGUCGGUGGGCAUACAGCGGCUGCGAUAACCUUCAUAUUGUUCGAUAUAAUCCUCAACUUCUCGGAAGAGUUGACCCACAUCUGGAGGGCGCGGUGGACACCGAUAAAAGUGAUAUAUAUCGUGACACGGUAUUAUGGACUGCUGUUCCUGGUAAUUACCUUCGCUAUGGAGAGACAAGUCCAGACACUCGAGUGCUCUCCUCUCCCCUCUAGUAUCGUGAUUCGAGUGAAUGACUUCGAUCCACGCAGUUGUAAAGGUUAUCAUAUCUUCCUUGUCUGCGGCUGCACGAUUCUGUAUAUCACCGCCGUCAACAUCAUAUUCACCUUCCGAACGUUUGCGUUGUACAAUCGAAGCAAAAAGGUUCUGGCCUUCUUCGUCAUCACUUGUACAAGUGGGUACUACUAUGGUUUCCAUCGUCGAACGUCCCGCUCACUAUAUGUGUUUAAGUUGAGCUUGGGGUACGUCUCCCUCGAAGCGUACAGCCUGUGCACUUUUACGACCAACCUCAUAACAGAUAGAGAUUUAUGGGUCUUGGCGGACGGCCAAUGUGACGUCGGCGAACUCCUUCGUACCAAGCCUAAUGCUUCCUCAAUGGACAGGGGUUCCUGCUUUGCUAGGAUCGUAGACGGCGCUUACUUCUACUUUGUAACAACUCUGUCAAUUGUGGUAUCCGCAGUGUUCAGCAUGUACAAGGAGGGCAUGUACUCCCUCGCCGUCGUCCCAUGGGUCUACGUAGCCUUCUCUUACACCGGAUCACACCUCGUGCUUAAUCUUCGCAAAGCCAUCGAAGAAAUGGAGCCCGGAGCGAUCGAGCAAUCCCGUAGCGCGAUGGACUUCCGCAAACUCGGAGGUAAUACUGGAGUAGCCAUUCUGGUGGAAACAGAGAGGACAGUACAGUGGUACUGA
Messenger RNA from Coprinopsis cinerea okayama7#130, 1032 nucleotides. RefSeq lists its product as hypothetical. The record is from RefSeq and is a predicted model, not a curated record. The coding region runs from base 1 to 1032 and encodes 343 amino acids. The transcript has 14 exons. NCBI's taxonomy places the organism in Eukaryota, Fungi, Basidiomycota, Agaricomycetes, Agaricales, Psathyrellaceae.